This is a messenger RNA of Orbilia oligospora ATCC 24927, 1092 nucleotides long. RefSeq lists its product as uncharacterized. The record is from RefSeq and is a predicted model, not a curated record. The transcript has 2 exons. The coding region runs from base 1 to 1092 and encodes 363 amino acids. NCBI's taxonomy places the organism in Eukaryota, Fungi, Ascomycota, Orbiliomycetes, Orbiliales, Orbiliaceae.
AUGAGCUUUGAAGGCUAUAUUCUCAAAUUAAGGAAUUUUACUCACGGAGAAGAAAUCGUGAACCGGAACCAACUGCAAGUUUGUCGCUCCGAGGUGGUAACCAGUUACAUAGUCAAUAACUCACUCAGCUUGUUAUCAAUUAUCGCCUUGUCCAUAUACUGGGAAACUUCGAGAUACUCCCUCCGAAGCCUCCUAAACAACAAAAUUGAACGCCAGAUCGGAAAGUGCAUCGGGUCGCUAUACCUGUGCAUCGUCUGGCUUUGCGUCUCAACUCAAAUCGCAAGCAUUGUCUUUCUCGUCAGAGUUGACUUUGGGCUCAAUGCUAGUGGGAUGGAAUUCCCGUCUAUGGAGAUCACAUGGGCGGUUUCGACACUCAUGUUGUUGCCGUUAUUACACUUAUGCUUCUUGCCAAACGAAGUUGGGUAUCGAGAUGGUGGUCUAGCAAACCCGGAACCUUUUUCUUCAGAUAUGGACUCCCAAAAAAUUCUAAAACCAUCGGAGUCAGAGAUAUUUCGCUUUCAAGCGUUGUCGUUCUGUUGGCUUCUAUCAGGGUACCCCUUUUUGAGUCGUAUGUUGGAAACGUUUUCACCAAGUAAGAUAGGAGAGGGUUCCAAAAGUAUAAUAACAACAGGUGAAUGGAGUAGAAUUCAAGAAUUAUGUCUAGACGGAGUUAAGGGAAUCACGAUUCAGGAACAGCUGUUAUUCACAAGGGUUGGAGUUGCAAGUUGGGUUUGGGUGACGAUAUUCACACUCGCUGGAUUGGUAAGAGUAUUCUUAACUCGUCGAGAAUACGAGGAGUCAAAGGUUCUAGAUAAAAUAACAAGAGCAACAUCGAUUUCCCCUGCGAUUGGAAUACUUUCGAAAACGUUGCCAAACUUCGUGCGAUUUUCACUUAUGGUUGUUAACCCGGUUUUGGCGGGUAUUAGCAUGUGGGCUAUAUUUCGGUUACAACAAUAUCAAGGAGAUAUUUUGCAGAAAUCCGAAGAUAAAAGUGAGGCUCCUGAUUGGUCCUUCGGACAAGUUAUGGCUCUUUUGGUAUAUGGUCCUGUUUGUUUGGAAUUGUAUAAACUUGGGAGGAUGUUGACUUUGUAG